GCCACGGGAGAGGGUGAGUUAUGGCAGUUUUAAUGUUUGACGUGAGACAGGCCGUUGCGAAGAUGAAAGCGGACUCCGAUUUACUCUGACUUCAUGCACCCUUUUUUCAUUCAGUAAAACAUGCCCACUGUCAACAUGGCAGAGCAGUCGACUGCGGUGCCCUCUCCUAAUAUGGCGGCACUUAGCCCGGCUAGAUCAUUGACUGUUAUUUUCUUAAUUGUCAGCGGCUAUCUGGUAAGCUCUGCAAAUGGAAAGGAGGGGACAGAGGAGACUGUCAUCAUAGGUAUUAGGCUGGAGAAUUCGGACGAAAUAUCCUAUAUGGAUGAAGGCUUUUUGCGCGUCAGCGAGCGCUCGCGUGUCAAGUUGAGGGUCUAUGGGCAAAACAUUAACAACGAGUCGUGGUCUAAGAUUGCCUUCACUGAGCACAGGCAAACAAGUGUCCCGAAGGACGCGGAUAGCCCAUCAGACUUGAACCUGCAGAACCAUGGAGAUGCGUCUACGGGAGAGACAUGCGGCAUCCGCUCCUCUGAUAUAAUUAUCCUUCCCCAUACGAUUGUGAACCGAAAAACAUCGGGCUUGAUUGAAAUAGACGUGAAACCUCUACGGAAAACAGAAAAGAGUAAAGCUUACUACCUUUGCAUUGCCACGGCAUCUGUCGGUCCACCAGGUACAUCGGACGGUUGGUCUGAGAACACCUGGGUUUACCACAAUGGCCUAGAUACCAAGGUGCUUGUGGUGGAGGAGAAAAAGUUCCUCUUGCCGUUCUGGCUCCAGGUGAUCUUCAUCGGGAUGCUGCUCUGCCUCUCGGGGAUGUUCAGUGGGCUAAACUUAGGCCUUAUGGCACUUGACCCCAUGGAACUGAGGAUAGUUCAAAAUUGUGGGACGGAGAAAGAAAGGAAAUAUGCAAAGAAGAUCGAACCUGUGCGAAGUCAAGGUAACUAUUUAUUGUGCUCUCUUCUAUUAGGAAACGUCCUAGUAAACACAACACUGACUAUUUUGCUGGACGACAUUGCUGGGUCGGGUUUGAUAGCCGUGGUAGUGUCCACUAUUGGCAUUGUCAUUUUUGGAGAGAUUGUACCUCAAGCCAUCUGCUCACGGCAUGGACUGGCGGUGGGGGCAAACACAAUUUUUUUGACCAAAUUUUUCAUGAUCCUGACCUUUCCUGCUUCAUACCCGGUGAGUAAACUUUUGGACCAUGUACUUGGACAAGAGAUUGGCACUGUGUACAACCGAGAGAAACUGUUAGAGAUGCUGAGAGUGACGGAUCCCUACAAUGACUUGGUGAAAGAGGAGCUGAACAUCAUUCAGGGUGCUCUGGAACUCAGGACCAAAACGGUGGAGGAUGUGAUGACUCCCUUGAGGGAUUGUUUCAUGAUCACUUCAGAAGCCAUCCUUGAUUUUAACACCAUGUCUGAAAUUAUGGAAAGCGGAUAUACCCGCAUCCCUGUGUUUGAAGGGGAGAGGUCCAACAUCGUGGACCUGCUGUUUGUUAAAGACCUGGCCUUCGUGGAUCCGGAUGACUGCACGCCACUGAAGACCAUCACCAAGUUCUACAGCCAUCCGCUACACUUUGUCUUCAACGACACAAAGCUGGAUGCUAUGCUGGAGGAAUUUAAGAAGGGUAAGUCUCACUUGGCCAUCGUACAGCGGGUCAAUAAUGAGGGGGAGGGGGACCCCUUCUAUGAGGUUUUGGGCAUCGUCACCUUGGAGGACGUAAUCGAGGAGAUCAUCAAGUCAGAGAUCCUGGACGAGACAGACCUUUACACUGACAACAAAACAAAAAAGAGGAUAGUCCACCGCGAACGCAAGCAGGACUUCUCCGCCUUCAAGCCCGUGGAGAGCGAGCUGAAGGUCAAAGUUUCCCCUCAGCUCCUGCUUGCCACCCUGCGUUUCCUAGCAACAGAAGUGGAGCCCUUUGGUCCAGCUCAGAUGUCGGAGAAGAUCCUGCUGCGUCUCCUGAAGCAUCCGCACGUCAUUCAAGAGCUCAAGUACGACGACAAGAACAAGAAGCAGCCCGAGCACUACCUCUUCCACCGCAACAAGCCUGUCGACCACUUCAUUCUCCUCCUCCAGGGGAAAGUGGAAGUGGAAGCAGGCAAGGAGGGGAUGAAGUUUGAAGCGGGGCCCUUUUCUUAUUAUGGAAUGCUAGCCUUGACCUCCUCCCCAGUUCCUCUCUCCCUGUCUCGAACCUUCGUGGUCAGCAGGGCGGAGUCUUUAGCUGGAUCCCCAGAGAACAAAUCACCCCCACGACCUUUUGGACUGAAUCACUCUGACUCUCUCAAUCGAUCCGACCGCCUUGAUGCAGUCACACCAACUCUGGCUAGCAGUAACAACCAGCUCAAUGCCUUCCUGCAGAUCUAUGUUCCAGACUAUUCCGUCAGAGCCACAUCAGAUCUGCUCUACAUCAAGGUCACGAGGCAGCAGUAUCAGAACGCUCUGACCGCUUCCCGCAUGGAUAAGACGCCCCAGUCUACCGACGGCGAGUUCACCAAGAUCGAGCUGACCCUCCCAGAGCGGCCGGCCGGUGCCGUGGACGACUCGGUCAGCCCGCUCCUACCGCAGCCCAACAAUGCGCACGUGCACGGCAACUCCCACUGCAAUGCACACUCACACACGAACACACACUCGCACUCGAACCACACGGGCCACAACGAAGGCGCCAUCUGAGCGUCUCCACACACACACACACAUACACACACAUAAACACACACACACACACACACAGACACACGCACUCGGGACACACACACACACAUACACACCCCAGAGAGUGGAGGUGGGAGCAGAAAAAGUUUCCACCAUCGAAGGUCACAAGAAAACACCAUCCACAGUCCACAGGAGACAGGGGCAGACGGACUGACAGACCAGUCCACCGUCAAUGCCACACUGCACCGCGCCAUGCCGAGCCGAGCCGAGCCGAGCCGAGCCGAGCCUCACUGGCACCCCACCCACUCUGGACCACCAGAGCUGCCAGCAGGCCUCUGAACGGGGCAGAGCUGUACCUACCCUCCCCCAACCGGUGACCACCUGGAGCAGAGGCCAACCCGACGCCAACGGACCACAGGCCGCCUACACAGGGCCGCUGCCAGGGCGCCGUAGGGACCUUGGCAUCCUUUGCAGGAGGGAGCCUAGAGGCGGCACUCUCCUCUCCCACCCCACACCCACCCCCUCAGCGAGGGCACCUCAGACAGGCCUAAGGCCCAGCCACACGCCCCCCUUUGCAGCCUCACGGCGAACUCAGGUCACUGUUUGCGGUGCUCUGCAUGACCAGGACAGUGGACACGCUGAGAAAGUGCUCCGUGUGAAGGACCAUAAAUAGCAACAUACUAGCGACGCAUGCACACUCACACACACACACACACACUCACACACUUGUGCGCAUGUACACAGAGAUUGAGAAAAAUAGACCUUAACAUGGACAACUGUCCUCAGGCUCUACACAGAGAAGUCUUACACACCGCUACUCUACUCUUUGGUGAGUAGCUUCACCCCUGCACUGGUGAACUUCAACCUCCCCGCCCCCUUACACACACACACACACACACACACACACACUCACUCUAAGCUAUGCUUGAAUAGGACGUUUCACAGGUACAGGCUCCGGACCCUCCAUCCUCUUCCCCAACCCCACACACAGGGCAGCAGUGGCUCACAGAGACGAGGCAGCAGUCUCCAUCUGCUGUGGACCCAAGCAGAACCCUCUUGAAGGAGGAGGAUUCUUAUCCUAAAGCCUUGGAUUCAAACGGUCAUUGUAACUUCAACGAAAAGUCUUUAACACCACUGGGCCCUCCAUUCAUUCAUUCAUUCAUUCAUUCAUUCACUCACUCACUCAUUUAUUCAUUCAUACAUUCAUUUAUUCACUCAGUCAGUCCAAUGGAUUGGGUCAUUCCACUGAAGAGCGUGUGUGAGUGUGAGUGUGUGUGUGUGUGUGUGUGUGAGAGGGACCACACGGGCGCCACAGAGCAAGAGGAAGCGCGUUUGAACUGCUUGACCAAAGACACUGGACAAUGGAGACGGCAAAAACAAAUGCAUU
This is a messenger RNA of Sardina pilchardus (European sardine), 4033 nucleotides long. RefSeq names its product cyclin and CBS domain divalent metal cation transport mediator 2a (gene cnnm2a). NCBI's taxonomy places the organism in Eukaryota, Metazoa, Chordata, Actinopteri, Clupeiformes, Clupeidae. Gene Ontology annotation, biological process: intracellular manganese ion homeostasis; magnesium ion homeostasis; transport. Gene Ontology annotation, molecular function: magnesium ion transmembrane transporter activity. The record is from RefSeq and is a predicted model, not a curated record. The transcript has 8 exons. The coding region runs from base 121 to 2667 and encodes 848 amino acids. Gene Ontology annotation, cellular component: cytoplasm; plasma membrane.